Messenger RNA from Nothoprocta perdicaria, 1592 nucleotides. RefSeq names its product mannosyl (beta-1,4-)-glycoprotein beta-1,4-N-acetylglucosaminyltransferase (gene MGAT3). Gene Ontology annotation, biological process: protein N-linked glycosylation; N-acetylglucosamine metabolic process. Gene Ontology annotation, cellular component: membrane. Gene Ontology annotation, molecular function: beta-1,4-mannosylglycoprotein 4-beta-N-acetylglucosaminyltransferase activity. The record is from RefSeq and is a predicted model, not a curated record. The coding region runs from base 1 to 1509 and encodes 502 amino acids. Lineage: Eukaryota; Metazoa; Chordata; Aves; Tinamiformes; Tinamidae. The transcript has a single exon.
AUGAAGAUGAGACGCCAUAAGCUCUUUCUGACUCUCUGCAUGGCUGGUCUUUGCCUCAUCUCCUUCUUGCACUUCCUCAAGGCYCUUUCCUAUGUCACCUUCCCCCGGGAGCUAGCAUCACUUAGUCCCAACCUCGUCUCCAGCUUCUUUUGGAACAAUGCACCCGUCACACCUCAGGUUAGCCCUGAGCCAGGGGGUGCGGAGCUCUUCCGCACGCCUCUGUAUUCCCACUCACCCUUGCUCCAGCCGCUGUCUCCCAGCAGAGCCAGUGAAGAACUGCACAGAGUUGAGUUUGUGCUGCCAGAAGACACAACAGAGUAUUUUGUCCGUACCAAAGCUGGUGGCGUUUGCUUUAAACCAGGCACCAAGGUGUUGGAGAAGCCUCCUGUGGGAGGGCGGCCUGAGGAGCGAGUGGAUGGUGCCGCCUCAGGGCGGCCCGCUCGCAAGCUGCUAAGUGCCGGUGGCACCAAGCGACGCAAGUGGGUAGAGUGUGUCUGCUUGCCAGGCUGGCAUGGCCCGAGCUGUGGGGUCCCCACUGUAGUGCAGUACUCCAACCUGCCCACCAAGGACCGCCUCGUGCCACGGGAGAUCCCUCGGCGGGUCAUCAAUGCUAUCAACGUCAACCAUGAGUUUGACCUGCUGGACGUCCGCUUCCAUGAGCUGGGAGAUGUGGUGGACGCCUUUGUGGUGUGCGAGUCAAACUUCACGGCCUACGGCGAGCCGCGGCCCCUCAAGUUCCGCGAGAUGCUCCUCAAUGGCUCCUUCGACUACAUCCGCCACAAGGUACUCUAUGUCUUCCUGGACCAUUUUCCCCCCGGCGGCCGCCAAGAUGGCUGGAUUGCUGAUGACUACCUGCGCACCUUUCUCACUCGAGAUGGCAUCUCUCGCCUCCGCAAUCUGCGCCCGGAUGAUGUCUUCAUCAUCGAUGAUGCUGAUGAGAUCCCAGCCCGGGAUGGGGUGCUCUUCCUCAAACUCUACGAUGGCUGGACAGAGCCUUUCGCCUUUCAYAUGCGGAAGUCACUCUACGGCUUCUUCUGGAAGCAACCAGGCACCUUGGAGGUGGUCUCGGGCUGCACUAUGGGGAUGCUCCAGGCUGUCUACGCCACGGAUGGCAUCCGUCUACGGCGCCGUGAGUAUUACACCAUGCCUGGUUUCCGGCAGUAUGAAAACAGCACAGGACAUAUCCUGGUGCAGUGGUCACUGGGAAGCCCCCUCCACUUUGCCGGCUGGCACUGCUCCUGGUGUUUCACGCCGGAGGGGAUCUACUUUAAACUGGUAUCAGCCCAGAACGGGGACUUCCCCCGCUGGGGUGACUAUGAGGAUAAACGAGACCUCAAUUACAUUCGGGAGCUGAUCCGGACUGGCGGCUGGUUUGAUGGCACUACGCAGGAGUAUCCGCCUGCCGACCCCAAGGAGCAGAUGUACGCUCCCAAGUACCUGCUGAAGAACUACCAGCGGUUCCACUACUUGUUGGAGAAUCCCUACCGAAGAGCAGAAGGGGCUGGGUGACGCCACCGGGGUUUGCAUAGGAAAUUGGAACUUCAUGACAAAGGGAAAGUGCCGAGUGUUUUGUCAGUUCCUUUCUUUUUUUU